Molecule: messenger RNA, 2636 nt
Organism: Aspergillus japonicus CBS 114.51
Lineage: Eukaryota; Fungi; Ascomycota; Eurotiomycetes; Eurotiales; Aspergillaceae
Product: RNA polymerase-associated protein
Exons: 4
Coding region: 404-2251 (615 amino acids)
Cellular component (GO): Cdc73/Paf1 complex
Molecular function (GO): RNA polymerase II C-terminal domain phosphoserine binding; DNA binding
Source: RefSeq, a predicted model, not a curated record
CCGAUAUCGAAUGUUUUAAACCUGACCUCCCCCUGCGACAGUGUCCAUCCUGCACGCGCAACACCCUCAAAAUUAUCCCCUUCUGUCUCCACGCUAUCAGCACUAUAUAAAUCGGCAAACCUCAGAUUGGUCUUUGUCAGCGUUCUCUCCCAGCGCACCCCCGGUCCUAUAUAGCGCGGUUUCGCCCCAAUUCGACGUCCCCUGUGGUCACCCCAAGGACUUCACAUCUGCUCAGCGACAGCCUGUCUAGACGAUAUAUACUACCUCGAGUGCGCUGGUCGACAACUAGGACUUCAUUGGGCUCUUUUAGUUUUGCGUCUGAGAGCCAGCGCCACCUUUGCUAGGGCUCGCACAACCCGGUCCCGCACACUUAGUUAACACCUCACCCUACUCUCAAUUCACCAUGGCGGAUGAUCUCGAUGCGGAGCUUCUCGCCCUGGCGGGUGACUCCUCGGACGAGGAGUCUUCCCCGCCCACCAGAGAAAAGGCCGCCUCCCCGGAUCGCUCUUCUUCUUCACCACCACCACAAUCACCCGCCGCAUCAUCCACCAUGGGUCGCAAAGGCAUCGCCAAACCCGCGCGACGUAGUCGAAAGUCCCGCCAUCAUGAUGACGAGGACGGUGAACUCUCUGCAGCCGAAUCGCUCGACUCUGCCAGCAUGUCCGAAUCCGAUUCCGCGUCCGACUCGGAAGGUUCCGCCGACAUCGGCGAAGAUGACGGCCCCAUGUUCCCCUACGAGAAGCUGUAUUACUCCGCCAAGGACAAGGAGGAGAUCAUGGCGAUGCCCGAGAUUCAGCGCGAGCAGAUCCUGUCAGAACGCGCGCAGGAGGUGGACCGGCACAACCAGGAUCUCGCCCUCCGCCGUCUGCUAGCCUCGCGGGAGCGGGAGGAGGCCCGCAAGGCCAAGAAGAACAAGCGGAAGGCGAGCGCCGCGAACCUAGACGAGGGCAACCGCAAAAGCUCGCGGCAGAAGACGACGCUGGGCGGUCGCAAGGUCGGGGAGACGUCGGAGGCGAUCGAGGCCUACAAGCGGCAGCGCGAGCAGAAGGGCAAACGCGACGAGCUCCGCCGGCGGGACCCCACCGCGAAGGAUCAGAAGGCCCGCUCCCGGGAUGAUAGGCUGUCGGAUGAAGACGCCGAAGGCGAGAGUGAAGUCGAAUGGGACGAUCGGGAACGCUCCCCGUCUCCUCCCAAGGACGAUCCGCCGGCCGAACUGCGAGACGUCCAGCGCACGCGCGUCGGUCGCAGUAAUUUCGCGCAGGUCUGCUUCUACCCCGGGUUCGAGGAGGCGAUCGCCGGAUGCUACGCUCGUGUGAACAUCGGGCCCAACCGCGAUACGGGUCUGAACCAGUACCGUGUGUGUUUGAUUAAGAGAAUCGUCGAGGAAGGGCCCAUGUACGCCAUGGAGGGAUCAAAUGGCCGCUCAUUUGCCACAAAUCAGUACGCCGUGUUGGCCCACGGAAAGGCCGAGAAAAGCUUCCCUUUCAUCGCGUGCUCGGACUCCCCAUUCACAGAGGCCGAGUUCAACCGCUACCGGCAGACCAUGGCCAUUGAAGACUGCAAGAUGGCCACGAAGUCCCAGGUGGCCAGCAAAGUGGCGGACAUCAACCGGCUCCUGAACCACAAGUUCACCAACGAAGAGCUCAACGAGAAGCUGCGCAAGCAGGGGUCGCUCGACACCAAGUCGCAAUUCUUCAAGCGCGUCGACGUGGAGAAGCAGCUGAAACUGGCGAAGGCGGCCGGCGACGAGGCCGAGGCGGAGCGGCUGCAGAGCGAGCUGACCAGCAUGGCGGCGCCCAAGGUCGCGCACGGCACCAGCCUGUCGCGGCCCCGCGCCGACAAGCCCUCCGAGCACGAGCGCCUGGCCGAGCUGAACCUGCGCAACCAGAAGCUCAACUACGAGAACGUGCGCCGCGCCCAGCUCGAGGAGCGCAAGGCCAGCCGCAAGGCCGCCGCCGCCGUGGCCCGCGGCGAGGCCACGCUCAACCCCUUCAUGCGGGUGCGCACCCAGGCCCGCACGCACUACGAUGUGAAUGGCAACACCAUCCCGUCGCCCAACAAGCCCGGCGACGGCGGCAGCCAGGACACCUCGGCCUCCGGGACGCCGUCCAAGGCCAGCACGCCCACCGCGGGCACCCCGCUCGGCGGCGCCAGCCAGCGCAAGGCCGUCAAGAGCGGCGCCAUCCGCCAUCGCAACAUGGACGACGAGAACAUCGCCGCUUUGGAUAUAGAGUUGGAUAUCGAGAUCUAGCGGUGCGAUUCCGUCGCAACACACAAUCCUCAGACCACGGCCAGCACUGAGGGUUGCCCUCAGACCGAAACUUUGCACCCGACCAUCGAAUCUGUGCAAGCCGUGCCAUCGACACUCGCCAUCGUACAUUGAAGGGGACAAAAACAGGGCCAUGAACUUGGGAUUCUCGAAUGCAUUCGAAAGCAUUUGCUACAGCGUCGGUUGUUCUUUUUUUCGAGUUAUUGUACACUUUCUCUUUCCCCCUUUUACCUUUCUUUCUUCCUUCCUUCCUUCGUCUUCUCGUGCUUGCUAGGGAAUUGGUGUUGAUUGGCGUUCCAAAUGAGAAAGAAAUCCACCCACGGCGCGCGCUGUAUUUUUAACCCUCAACCUCCAUACAAUACAAGGC